CAUGCAUGAGAACGAGUCGAGUACAGUUCACCUGCUGGAGUUUGUCAUGGGAUUUGAAGUACUUGUGCCAAUGUGUACAUUGCCCAUUCUUCCCGAGUAAAUACCACCACCAUUGCUCAUUCAUUCCUAAGUCCACCCAGCUCGCUGCAUUCAAUUAUAGAGAGCAGACGACAUUGGGUUAUGGCCUGGCUCGUUUUGGCGCGAGGUGAAGAUUUUUGGAGCACUCGCGAAACCGAAAGUCAGGCCCAGUAAUUGGACUUUUUCUAAAACUGUCAUAACUCAUAACGAUACACUGGUUACAUGUUUUUGGCAUGUAGUGUGAUGUUCGUGUUAUUCAGACAUUCCCAUGUCUUUACCCAUCUUCUAUUUUGGACCGUUUAAAAGUGAGAGAUUAGCUUAUGGAACCACGAUCACUUGUUGAUACUGGAUACUACUAGAAACUUGAUGCCUCGACUAUUGUAAGCUUUGUUGAAUUUGAAGAUUUAUGGAAUUUUGUUCCGAGUUCUGCAGUAACUUUUGAACGUGGUAUAUACAGUCGUGAUGGAGGAGACGUUUGCGGAGGAGAUUGAGACCGCGAGGAGAACUUUGUUAGAGAACUGUGAUAGUCUGGAACAGAUUGCGAAUUACUGCGAGGACAAUUAUGUUCAGGCAAAAGACAAGCGAGUUGCGCUUGAGGAGACGAAGAAUUAUACGACGCAGUCGUUGGCCAGUGUGGCUUACCAGAUCAACACGCUAGCUACAAGUAUGCUUCAGAUGUUGGACUGUACAGCUAGUACGCUCGGCAACAUGGACUCUAGUAUGAAUCAAAUAAACCUGGCAAUAGAUUUAGAUAACGAGCGGACCUCCCUACAAACUUUCAAGAGCUCCCUGAUGACACCAAAGGACCACACCAGGUCCCACAAGAUCACUAAACCAGACGCCCCGACAUCAUUAAACGACGGGGUCAAAUACAUGUCCAUACCCAUUGACUACGGGAGCCUCGAUGACGUAGGGCAUGGUAUGAAAUUAGGAUUGCCUGGGUCGUCGCCAAGGGUAUCGAGAUCUGGCUCGAUGACGAGUACAACAAGCAGAGGAACUCCGAAAGGCAGCUUGAGAAAGAAGGAUUCUAAACGGAGUGUACGAUCGCCCAUCGCAAUGCCAUCGCGUCCACCAUCAACAUACUCACUGCAGCCGCCUGUCUUUACAGGAGUGGUAUAUCUAGACGAUAAUUUAAAUUCUGAGAGUUCUGAUUACAUACCUUCUCCGCCACCACCACCACCAUUAUCGUCUCCUCCACAUCCCCUUCAAUUAUCAGUCGGAGGGCAUGAUGUUUCUGUUUCAUCUGGCAUCGGGUCUAGUGUGAAGUCAGAAGACCUGGUUACGCCACCUCCGUCACCACCGCCACCACCUCCACCGGAGGGUGACGGGCUAUCGGAUGAGGAGUUACCCCCGCCGCCGAGACCAGCGUCGCUGAUGUUGCCUCAAUCCCAGUCUCCCCGUGCCCCUUCCCCUAAUCUUCAGGAGCAGGUGUCCUACUCACCGAUGGCCAACGGAACAGCAAAUCUCCUGAUCGUUCCAGGUGACGAACAACGGUCUUCGAGGAGUCCCAGCAAAACACAGAAGGCCACAGUGAGUCGAAAGGCAAGCCGGUCUCCUCGACCUAUGAGUCGACCUCCACCGCCACCAUCAGCGCCACCCUCAGCGGCUGGACACAUCAUAUCAUCAGACGUAUCCAACCCCCUCUACUUCGCUGCACCUCCUGCCCCACCCCCACCUCCUGCCCCUGCUCCUACACCGAGCGAUGGUCCCCCACCUCUACCGGGCGUCGGACCGGCACCCCCGCCACCACCGCCUCCACUACCUCCUAUUGGUGGCACAGGUGCAAAGAAGCCGGCCAGUAGCAAUCAUCAAGAACAUUCUACAUCAUUGUCCGAAAAGAAACCCCAGGCCCAGGCAGCAAUGGGUUUUGCAGAUCAACUCAAUCAACGAUUAGCAAAACUGGAGUCAGAAACGGUGGCUGUAGAGGAACAGAGCCUUGAGACGAGAAAUACACCAGACAAGCCUUACAGCAACCAGCCUGUUCACAGUCAACCGCCACCUUUGACAGUGUCAAUACCUGAUCCUGCAGCUGAUUCGGGUCCGGCAGAGGGAGAUAUGCCAGAUGCAGCAAGAACUGAAUUUAUCUCUGAAGAAACACCAGCAUGGGCACCAUCCGAGUUUUUAUGGAGAAGUGUGGCGCUCUUCGACUACGCGGCCCUGCGCGAAGACGAGAUGACAUUCCAAGAAAAUGACGUCAUUUACCUAACUCAUGAUUUCAACGAUGGAUGGUUCACAGGCGUGUGUAACGGCGUCACAGCCCUGGUACCUGGUAACUACGUCGAACAAAUAUUUACCGGUAACUGGUGCUAAUCAAAAUUAUUCGAGCUUAGCCCAACUCCCGGUGAUUAACCAAGACCUUGAAGCACAAGAAAGACAAGAAACCAUGAACCGAUGAUCGUGUUGCGAAUCGUAGUGACGCCAAACCAAUCGCAAGACUCUCUCCGACUGUCCCCAUGCCUUGGUUCCUGGUAAUACCACGAAAGAUUCUUCAAGCUCUCGACGACCUUGACCAUAAUCACUUGUUGAUGUAUAAAAAGGACACGAAGUUACGAACUGUCACCCUGCGAAUCGUAGUGAGGUCAGACAAGUCGCAAGAUUUACUGAAAGAACUUUAGACAUCUCGAGACCACCGUAGCUAAGCGAUCCGGCUGCGAUCCGAUUAUGUAGAAAUAUAUCAACGUCUUUAGAUAUGAAAAUGGGGGUUCCUCAAAACAUAUAAAUGAAGUUGUAAAUGACAGUGUAUUACUGGCUGCAUUCGAGCUAGGUAAUGUGUCGGUCGGCUGCGAAUCGAAAUGUUUUCAGGCCAUACAGUCACAAGAGUGUUCCUGAUUUGGAUCCGACUUGGCAUUUUCAUUUCCUAAAAGGCCGAGAAUGUCCCGCAAUGUCAAUUUUACCUCUCAUAUUUAUGACCACUAUGAACUACUAUCACAAAAUGUUUGCACCUUUAGGAUCCUAUUUAUAUACUCUUGUAAUGUCUUUAAAGCCCCUCUAAAGUGUUGGGAGCCCCAAUUUCGCCAACAAUUUGAUGGCAAAAUUUCACUUAAAGUGUAUCAUAAUGUGAAAGAGGAUGUCAUUAAUUUUAAGACACACUUCGUCAAAGCUUUUCGCCCCAAAAUGUGUUUAAAGACAAAUAUUGAUAAAAGAAUACAUAAUUUGGGUUUUCUGCUGUACACAGA
Molecule: messenger RNA, 3254 nt
Organism: Strongylocentrotus purpuratus (purple sea urchin)
Lineage: Eukaryota; Metazoa; Echinodermata; Echinoidea; Camarodonta; Strongylocentrotidae
Product: abl interactor 2
Exons: 6
Coding region: 541-2388 (615 amino acids)
Molecular function (GO): SH3 domain binding
Source: RefSeq, a predicted model, not a curated record